Phalaenopsis equestris is the source of this 1366-nucleotide messenger RNA. Its product is annotated as serine carboxypeptidase-like 36. The record is from RefSeq and is a predicted model, not a curated record. Gene Ontology annotation, cellular component: vacuole. NCBI's taxonomy places the organism in Eukaryota, Viridiplantae, Streptophyta, Magnoliopsida, Asparagales, Orchidaceae. Gene Ontology annotation, biological process: proteolysis. Gene Ontology annotation, molecular function: serine-type carboxypeptidase activity.
AUGGAAUCCAAAGCUCUGUUCUUCUCCUCCUUCUUCUUCUUCCUCCUCCUCGCCGCAUCUUCUCUUCCGGCGGGCUUCGCCGGCGGCGGCAGCGGCGGCGGCGGUAGUGACAGUGAAGUUUUGCUCAAGGAUGCUGAUUUGAUUGAUGAGCUUCCGAAUCAGCCUGAAGGUGUAGAGUUUCGUCAGUACUCAGGAUAUAUUGUUGCAGAGCCAGUAGUAAACCGGCGCUAUUUUUACUAUUUUGUGGAGGCUGAUGAUAUUCGACCGGUAUCCAAGCCUUUAAUGAUCUACAUUAGCUCCCAGAAAAUCGACGGUCCGGGCUCAUCUUUACUCUCAUGCUUCCAGCAAGUCGGUCCUUACCAUGUUGAGGAUGAUGGCCAGACUCUCAUCCCUAACCCAUAUUCAUGGAAUAAAUUUGCAAACAUUUUGUUCGUGGACGGACCGACGGGGGUGGGGUUUGCUUUCUCAGACGAUUACAACAAAGACAUGUAUGGAAGUCAAGAGUAUUGGAUUAUCUCCGAAAUGUACCAUUUCAUUUUGGAGUGGAUGAAGAGGUUCCCAGAGUAUAAGAAUAGCGACGUCUACAUCGCCGGGCAAACGUACAUUGGCAAAAUUGGCCCCGCUCUUGCCACCUACAUCCUCUACAAGAACUCCGUUCCUGGCAAUCCCCGUGUCAAUAUCGAAGGCGUUCUAUUGGGGAACCCUAGAAUGGACGAAGACUUGGAGUUCAUAACCAAAUUCGAGUCAACGUUCAGGAUGAAUUUAAUAUCUGAAGAAAUAAAUUAUGGGCGCAGGACACAUUGUGACCUGCGGCAUUAUGAUUUCUUUAAAUGCUGGGAGCCCACUGGGAAGGCGCAGUAUAGCUUGCUGUGUCUCUACCCCAAUAACGUGUACCAGCAGAUGUGCCCUAACAUUAACAUGGAUCGCGUCGGAUUGGACAAUUUUAAGUAUAUGGUGUACGACUGCGUUGACCAGAACGUGGCUGGGUAUCUCAACAUUCCCUGCUGAAAAAUAUAACUUCUUCAAUACCCUAUAUGAAGGCAGCAAUGACUGGAGGAGUCAGAAUUUUAAUUUACAGUGGAGUGCAGGAUGAGGAAGUAAUUAUCCCUAAUUUGACUGUCAUCAAGUGCAUGAAUUUGACCAUCUCAUCAGAGUGGAGGCCAUGGUUUGAUAAUAAUGUUCAGGUCGCCGGAUUCACCGAGUCCUACGUUGGAGGACUGACAUUUGCGACGGUCCGUGGCUCCGGACUUCUGGUCAUGGCAGACCAGCCUAAGAGGGGCUUCAUCAUAGCCAAGUCGUUCAUCACAAAUAGCAGCCUGCCCUUUUCCAAAAUUGCAUGAAUUCAUUACUUUCAUUUUAUGAGCUU